UGCAUUGUUAGUGGGGAAGCAUACUUAUUAAAAGUGCCCUGCACUUACCACAGAGUACUCUGAGAUUACACGAUCCAGGCCGCGGAUCUGUGUCUGGAGUUCCGCCUCCAUUUUAACUAAUAUUUUCCCCGGAAAACUUUUGCUUCAAAGAAUGCUCAGAACCGCACGGGUUACUUUAUUUACUUUGGCUUAUUUCAAGGGAAAGGCUCUCUGCCUGCUUUCAUGUAAACGGAUUCGUAGAGCAGAGUUGCCCUUUUUUUUUCUCUGUUUCCUUGGUGGUGAUCCGAAAGAACUUUUGCCCGCAAAAACCGUUGUGGCGGUUUUGUGGAGUCGGAGCUGUCUAAGCAUUCAUAUUGCUUACAAGACCAGAACACAUGACGCAGCAAGCAAUUUCAGAAAACGUCUAUGUUCAUUAUACUACUAUCUAAUCAAAUAUUACUGUGGAAUUUUACUAGAAGUUCGGAUUUUGUUGUUUUGCUAAGCAGAAAUGAAGUCGAAUGCUCAUUAUUCUGCUGGAUUCCACCGCCUAAUCGAUCAACACAUCCAAGGCCUAGCAGAAUGACAACUGCAAAAAAAAAGUCACUAUUAUUCUCUCUGUGAUU
Messenger RNA from Aspergillus ruber CBS 135680, 602 nucleotides. RefSeq lists its product as uncharacterized. The record is from RefSeq and is a predicted model, not a curated record. NCBI's taxonomy places the organism in Eukaryota, Fungi, Ascomycota, Eurotiomycetes, Eurotiales, Aspergillaceae. The coding region runs from base 152 to 481 and encodes 109 amino acids. The transcript has a single exon.